Messenger RNA from Pteronotus mesoamericanus, 1173 nucleotides. RefSeq names its product mucin 17, cell surface associated (gene MUC17). The record is from RefSeq and is a predicted model, not a curated record. Lineage: Eukaryota; Metazoa; Chordata; Mammalia; Chiroptera; Mormoopidae. The coding region runs from base 1 to 1173 and encodes 390 amino acids. The transcript has 11 exons.
AUGAUGUCCAGGACCAGCUCCUCUGAACCCGUGAAGUGCCUCAAUGGAGGGACAUGGAACGGGAAGGCCUGUGAAUGCCCACCUGGCUUUGGGGGAGAUAAGUGCCAGUCUGGCAAAGUGAUCUGCCAGAAUGGAGGCUCCUGGGAUGGGAACAAAUGUCUGUGCACCAGCCUCUACGAGGGGCCGAGGUGUGAGGACGUGGUCUCGAGCAUUGAGAUAGAGGCUCCUCCUGAGACUGUCUCUGCCCAGAUGCAACUGAGUGUAACAGUGACCAGUGAGGAGUUCACCAAAGAGCUGCUGAACCGGUCUUCUUCGCAGUUCAAGAAUUUUGAGACGUCAUUCAAAACGCAGAUGGACAUAGUUUAUGCCGGGAUCCCUGAAUAUGCAGGGAUUAACAUCACAGAAUUGACUUCUGGCAGUGUGGUGGUGAAGCAUGAUGUCCUCCUGAAGGCCAAGUUCACCCCAGAAUACAAGGAAGUUUUUAAGAAUGUCACCAAGAAGAUGGAGCAAAAAAUCAUGAAUGUAACCCAACAGCAAGUAAUGAAGGAUGAAAAGUGCACAAGCUUACUGUGCUUCAACAGUACUGCCACCAAGGUGCAAAAUGUUUCCAUUAUAUACAACCCUGAAGAGGAAUGCCGGAAGAAAGCUGGGAAAGACUUCGCUGACUACUUCUUUGUGGAGUACAAGGACCAGAUGCCAAAAUGCAUCAACCGCUGUACACCUGGCUACAGCACGUCCAUGAACUGCCACUUUGGGAAGUGCAUGCUCGAGCGCAGUGGCCCUCGUUGCUACUGCCUGAACACAGACACUCACUGGUACAGGGGGGAAACCUGUGAGUUUAGCACCAGGAAGAGCAUGGUGUACGGGCUCCUGGGAACAGCGGGCGCAGUGAUGCUGAUUGCCCUGGUCGUCGUCCUGGUGUUCGCACUGCGCUCCAGGAGAGAGGUGAAAAGGCAGAAGUCCAAAGUGACUGAGUUGUACAAGUGGCAUGGGGAGGAUGGCGAACAAGCCCCUGGGACCUUCCAAAACAUUGGCUUUGACACCUCUGAAGAACAAGAGAACUCCAUCGACCUGGACUCCAUCUAUAGUAACUUCCAGCCCACCUUGGGCCACAUAGACUCUAACACAAAGAUCAAAAUUCAGAGGCCUCAGGUGAUGAUAACAUCACUUUAA